Molecule: messenger RNA, 2950 nt
Organism: Trichechus manatus latirostris (Florida manatee)
Lineage: Eukaryota; Metazoa; Chordata; Mammalia; Sirenia; Trichechidae
Gene: SET
Product: SET nuclear proto-oncogene
Exons: 8
Coding region: 327-1160 (277 amino acids)
Biological process (GO): nucleosome assembly
Cellular component (GO): chromatin; nucleus
Molecular function (GO): histone binding; chromatin binding
Source: RefSeq, a predicted model, not a curated record
UCGGAGAGAGCGAGCACCGAGCUAGACCGCGGAGCGUGAGUGAGGGAGCCUACCCGCCUGCCCGCCAGCCGCCGCCGCUGCCGCCGCCUCCCCUCCGUAAGCAGGAGCCCCGGCCGGGGCUCGGCGCGUUGCCCCAGCCCCUCCCUCGUCGUCAGGUCGCGAGGGCAGCGAGAACGAGCAAGGGGGAGGGAGAGCGAGCGCCGGGAGGAGGCGGCCGGACCAAGCGAGCGCCCGCGCGUGUGGCGUGAGGGGAAGCCGCCUGCCCGCCCCCUUCGCCUUCCCUUCUCUCCCCCUCCCCGCUCCCCCCCCGACCGCGGAGCAGCACCAUGUCGGCGCCGGCGGCCAAAGUCAGUAAAAAGGAGCUCAACUCCAACCACGACGGGGCCGACGAGACCUCAGAAAAAGAACAGCAGGAAGCAAUUGAACAUAUUGAUGAAGUACAAAAUGAAAUAGACAGACUUAAUGAACAAGCCAGUGAGGAGAUUUUGAAAGUAGAACAAAAAUAUAACAAACUCCGCCAACCGUUCUUUCAGAAGAGGUCAGAAUUGAUCGCCAAAAUCCCAAAUUUUUGGGUAACAACAUUUGUCAACCAUCCACAAGUGUCUGCAUUACUUGGGGAAGAGGAUGAAGAGGCGCUGCAUUAUUUGACCAGAGUUGAAGUGACAGAAUUUGAAGAUAUUAAAUCAGGUUACAGAAUAGAUUUUUAUUUUGAUGAAAAUCCUUACUUCGAAAAUAAAGUUCUUUCCAAAGAAUUUCAUCUGAAUGAGAGUGGUGAUCCAUCCUCAAAAUCAACUGAAAUCAAAUGGAAAUCUGGAAAGGACUUGACGAAACGUUCAAGUCAAACGCAGAACAAAGCCAGCAGGAAGAGGCAGCAUGAAGAACCAGAGAGCUUCUUUACCUGGUUUACUGACCAUUCUGAUGCAGGUGCAGAUGAAUUAGGAGAGGUCAUCAAAGAUGAUAUUUGGCCAAAUCCAUUACAGUACUAUUUGGUUCCUGAUAUGGAUGAUGAAGAAGGGGAAGGAGAAGAAGAUGAUGAUGAUGAUGAAGAAGAAGAAGGUUUGGAAGAUAUUGAUGAAGAAGGGGAUGAAGAUGAAGGGGAAGAAGAUGAAGAUGAUGAUGAGGGAGAGGAAGGAGAGGAGGACGAAGGAGAAGAUGACUAAUAGAACACUGAUGGAUUCCAACCUUCCUUUUUUAAUUUUCUUCAGUCCCUGGGAGCAAGUUGCAGUCUUUUUUUUUUGUUUUUUUUUUCCUUCCCUCCCCCUCUUGUGCUCAGUCAACCCUGUUCUUGAGGUCUCUCUUCUCUCCUCUACACCAUGGUUCUCAACUUAUUUUGGGGGGAAAUAACUUGAGCAGAAUACAGUGGGAAAAGAAUCUCUAUCCCUUUCUGUUCCAAAUUAAUUUUUAUCUCUUCCUGUCUCAAGAAAAACUAUGGAAUCAACACACCACCAUGCUCUGUGGGAAAAAAGAAAAACCUUCUGCUCCCUUCACUCUGCUGGAAGCUGGAGGGUGCUAGGCCCCUGUGUAGUAGUGCAUAGAAUUCUAGCUUUUUUCCUCCUUUCUCUGUAUAUUGGGCUCAGAGAUUACACUGUGUCUCUAUGUGAAUAUGGACAGUCAGCAUUUACCAACAUGUAUCUGUCUACUUUCUCUUGUUUAAAAAAAGAAAAAAAAACUUAAAAAAAAAAUGGGGUUAUAGAAGGUCAGCAAAGGGUGGGUUUGAGAUGUUUGGGUGGGUUAAGUGGGCAUUUUGACAACAUGGCUUCUCCUUUGGCAUGUUUAAUUGUGAUGUUUAACGGACAUCCUUGCAGUUUAAGAUGACACUUUUAAAAUAAAAUUCUCUCCUAAUGAUGACUUGAGCCCUGCCACUUGAUGGGAGAAUCAGCAGAACCUGUAGGAUCUUAAUUUGGAAUUGACAUUCUCUAUUGUAAUUUUGUUCCUGUUUAUUUUUAAAUUUUCUUUUUGUUUUCACUGGAAAGGAAACAUGAUGCUCAGUUUUAAACGUUAAAAGUGUACAAGUUGCUUUGUUACAAUAAAACUAAAUGUGUACACAAAGGAUUUGAUGCUUUUCUCUCAGAACAGAUAACUUAAGACGUCCAAGUUUGACUUGUUUAACAUUACUGUCAAACUAUCACCUUAACUCCGUAUAUUUUUAUACGCACUUUGCAGGAUGACCUCAGGGCUAUGUGGACUGAGUAAAGGGAUUUGAGUCAAUAUAUUAAAGGCUCCAUAGCUGGGAUACAUUGGGUACAGUUUGCCAUCGGUUUCUAGAAAUGUUCACAUCAUUGGGGAUACCAGAUUAUGCAAAACUCAGUAUGUGUACCCUUGGUUUUUAUCUCUAAUGGCAUUUUUUAAAAAUGGGCCCUUAUUUACCGGGAUGUAAUAAUGAUAAUAGUGCCUGCCACCACCAUCAGACCUGGUGCUCUAAUGCCGAGUCACACACGGGGCAGUUGCUGGCAUGUCUUCACUGGCACUAUAGCUUGUGUCUUAGAAGACAGGCUUUCGGUAUAAGUCCGUGUUGGUGGUGAGAAACUCAGGUUAGGAGUACUUUCCUUUGUCUCAAGUACCAGCUCUCGCAUAAAGCUAUCUCAAAUGAGACUCAUCUAUGUGAAUCUGGGUGAGAUGAUGGACUCUGCUUGGUCUGCUAAAUGCCAUUGUGCAUAUAAUAACAUUUUGAGAAGCUACCUAAUGCAUAAGCUUUUUUAAUGCUGUAAAAUAUGUAGCUAAAUCAAUGCCACUUACGUUUUCAGAGAUGAAUCAAUGGCCAGCCUGGUCAAAUUCAAAACUUUUGAUGUAUAAAACUUUAUAAAUGGGACUAUAUUCCAUCAAGAGGCAAAGUGUAACGAAACUUGUUUAGAUGGAUAGUAUGUAAUUUCUCUGCACAGGUCUCUAUGUUUAGUAAAUACAUCACUGUACCGGUCAGGAAUCUUGCUCCAAUAAAGGAACAUAAAGAUUU